CUGACUCAAAUUGAACGUCUCGAGACGGAAACAGUGUCAGUUUCAUUUGUUUUCUCCCUAUAUUUCUCGACUAAAAGCUAUAACAAUGCCUAUGCUAUGUGGAGGGACUGGCCCGGCAGCCGAUGCCACCGAAGAAAUCCAGAAGCUGUGUGAUGAGGUAAAGCCCAGUGCGGAGGCAAAAGCAGGGAAGACUUAUGAAAUUUUCACAGCCAAGAGCUACACGAGUCAAGUUGUGGCUGGGACCAACUACUUCAUCAAGGUUCAUGUUGGAGGAGACGAACAUGUUCACCUCCGUGUUUUCAAACCACUGGCAUGUAAUGGAGGAGGACCUGAGCUGAGUGAUAUGCAGCACAACAAGACCCACGAAGACCCUGUUGUAUACUUCUAAUUGGACCCUCACCCAAAAGAAACGUCUGUGUCUACAGACUGCCAUUUAAUUCAAAUCAGCUUUAUCAGAUUAUCCUGGUUCAUUAUGUAACAUAACGCUAAAUGCGGUUCCCAUUCCUGUCAUGUAAUAACAUACUGUACCAUACUGUAGAUCAUGGUUUAAGGAGUCAAUCUGGAACAUUUUUUGUUUAGGGUGACUUAAUAAAUGAAUCUGGUUUGUUGUAA
Epinephelus fuscoguttatus (brown-marbled grouper) is the source of this 612-nucleotide messenger RNA. RefSeq names its product cystatin-B-like. The record is from RefSeq and is a predicted model, not a curated record. The transcript is spliced from 3 exons. Gene Ontology annotation, molecular function: cysteine-type endopeptidase inhibitor activity. Lineage: Eukaryota; Metazoa; Chordata; Actinopteri; Perciformes; Serranidae. Bases 86 to 388 code for a protein of 100 amino acids. Gene Ontology annotation, cellular component: cytosol.